Messenger RNA from Echinostoma caproni, 507 nucleotides. NCBI's taxonomy places the organism in Eukaryota, Metazoa, Platyhelminthes, Trematoda, Plagiorchiida, Echinostomatidae. The record is from the annotation of a GenBank genome assembly.
AUGCCACGUGUCAACUUCCCGUGUCUGAACGAAGUGUGCGGUAAAAAGGUGAUAAGUGGUAUAAUGUGCGACGUAUGCGAAAAAUGGGCUCACCAAAAGUGUACAGGGGUCUCUGCAGACAUCCACGCUUUGUACAGUAAACACAAUGGACUUGAAUGGGUGUGCAACGUUUGCAAAACGAUCGCACGCCAGCAUACAGCUCAAAGUGCUGUCCCCGGAAAGCCACCAAGACUGACGGAGACAAAACGAGUGGAAAUUAUGGAAGAAAUGAUUACAGAGGUGUCAGCAAACACUUGUGCUGAGAUGGUGCAAAAAUCACCUGGUGAACCUACUCCAGGAACACGUCAAUUGCAACCAAAUGCUAAGACUGUCAAAUCUAAGCCGACGACAGCAAAUCCGCGCAUCGUCAAGGGCACCCAGGGUAUUUCGGGUAACAGCCUGCUUCACAUUGAGAGUGAACUGCACAAGUUGCGUGCUGAAGUAGCCUCGAUCAAGCUGUUAGUGUAA